AUUGAACAGAAAAAGUAGCGCAAUGCAACGCAUCUGCCAUUAAGAUCGCUUCUACCUUCUGGGCAUGCAACAAGAGGAAAGAAUAAGGAUAUUAUCGUUGAUCUCCUGAGACUUCUGAACGACUACAAACACACGAAGGAUUUUGUCUUUUCAUACGUUUUUCUACUAUGGCUAAUAUAUUUUCUGGUUCGAACUCCACCGCACUGGACACUAUCGCCGCAGCUCGAUGUUUACUAGAUCUGUCCAAAUCUUUUUUGCCAAAAUCUCCUCCUGCUCGGAGACAAAUCGAACACACCUCUGCACUGGUGAUGGUCGCUAGAGUUUUAGUGUCUUUGGAUCAAGAGUGCGAUGGUUUGGAUACACAGACCAUACUGUCUUCACCCAAUCCACCGAUCAUGACCGAGAAAGAUUUGUUCAGCUAUUCAAAAGAAGAAGGCCUUGCUCAUAGCACUUGUCAGGAAAGAGAUCGAGUUACGCAUCGACUGAAUUCCAAGUACGUUUACGCCACACCUUCUAGCAACGCUACCGAAGUGAAAACAAAACAUCCGAGGCGAAAUACUACGAGAAGAUCUAAGGGAGACGUAAAGAAGAUUCAUUCCUGCCAUUAUGAUGGCUGCAGUAAAACUUAUGGGAAAAGCAGUCACCUUAAAGCCCAUCUUCGAACCCACACUGGAGAAAGACCUUUCCAAUGCACUUGGAUUCGAUGCGAAAAGAAAUUUGCCCGAUCGGAUGAGCUUGCGCGCCACUACAGGACUCAUACUGGCGAAAAAAGAUACGUGUGUAAGAUAUGUAGCAAGAGGUUUAUGCGAAGUGAUCACCUUACCAAACACUGCAAGACACACUCAACUUCUUUCAAAGAAAACAUGGCUAAGCCUACCAAUCCAAUGUUUUUCUAAACCCAUAGUUAAUAUUAACUAUGCUAAACCGGAACAAAAGUCAACGCAAUAUAUUUAAACUGAACAUACGCAAAUUUAUACCAUAAAACAUUUGUCAAUCUUGAUUAUCUACCAAUUUUGAUCAUGCAAGAAAAUUCAUAAUUUUUAUCAUAAUUUUAAGGCUUUGAUCCAGCUGGCUGGAGCGAUCGAUGAAAUGAUGUUCUUAUGAUAUUCAAAUAUGUAAUUUUAUAGUAAUUAUAUGCCAAAUAGAUAAAGUGUUGCACUGCUUGUGCGAAUGUUUCAGAAA
This is a messenger RNA of Actinia tenebrosa (Australian red waratah sea anemone), 1182 nucleotides long. RefSeq lists its product as uncharacterized. Gene Ontology annotation, biological process: regulation of transcription by RNA polymerase II. NCBI's taxonomy places the organism in Eukaryota, Metazoa, Cnidaria, Anthozoa, Actiniaria, Actiniidae. The record is from RefSeq and is a predicted model, not a curated record. Gene Ontology annotation, molecular function: DNA-binding transcription factor activity, RNA polymerase II-specific; RNA polymerase II cis-regulatory region sequence-specific DNA binding.